UCUUGUCCAUCCAUUCCAUUCCAUUCCAUUGCCUCGGCUCCUCCCUCCUCCACUCGCCUCUCCUCGGGUUUCCUCCGCCGGGACAACCGCAACGCAUGGCGGCGGCGCCCAUGGCGGCGGCGCCCAUGGCGGCGCCUCCGACGGCGCUUUUCUUCGCCAGGGCGCACCGGCACACACUGCUUCCUCCUUCCUCGUCCGCCUCCAAGCUUAGGGUUUCCUCCGGAAGCUUCUCUCCCGCCACGACUUUUUCCGCUGGAGCACUAGGUUUCGGCAGGUCCCAGUUGGUCGGCUUCCCUGUCAUCUUCACCACCAGUCUCCCUUCACUUCGGGCUCCUCACAAGCUUCCAAUUGGCCCCGUUGUUGCUCGCCGGGUGUGCCCUUUUACCGGGAAGAAGGCUAACAGAGCAAAUAAAGUCUCCUUCUCAAACCACAAGACAAAGAAGCUCCAGUUUGUCAAUUUGCAGUACAAGAGGAUCUGGUGGGAAGCAGGGAAACGAUACGUAAAACUACGCUUGUCAACAAAGGCACUGAAGACCAUUGAGAAGAAUGGUCUGGAUGCUGUUGCUAAGAAGGCUGGAAUUGACCUCCGAAAAGAAUGAACCUGAAUUACCAAUGGCCAUGCCUUUACUCCCUUUUAUCGCUUAAUAAAAUCGUCGAGGUGAUUUUCACUUCUUAGUUCAUUGGCUAUUGUCAUUUCUACUUCCAACUGGCUGUAAAUUUACCAGGACAAAAAGAUUUCAAAAUGCUUUGUGUGAUGCAUGUCUUACUAAUUAGGAUAGACAUUAUCUCUCCAGAGAUUGUUCCACACAAGUACAAAUAGUCUAAUUCAGAUUCAGCUACUGAAACAUGUCUGGAAUAAAUUUGUCGAAGCAUGUUUUACAUUGUAGUUCAAAUGACAUCACUGUACAAGGAUGAGUUCAGUGCUGCUUGGUUUGUGUAGGGUAUUUUUCUUGGCAAUUAAAUAAAACAUCAAAAUAGAUGUUUUUUUUA
Molecule: messenger RNA, 990 nt
Organism: Zingiber officinale
Lineage: Eukaryota; Viridiplantae; Streptophyta; Magnoliopsida; Zingiberales; Zingiberaceae
Product: 50S ribosomal protein L28, chloroplastic-like
Exons: 2
Coding region: 96-599 (167 amino acids)
Biological process (GO): translation
Cellular component (GO): ribosome
Molecular function (GO): structural constituent of ribosome
Source: RefSeq, a predicted model, not a curated record